Cylicocyclus nassatus is the source of this 787-nucleotide messenger RNA. The record is from the annotation of a GenBank genome assembly. NCBI's taxonomy places the organism in Eukaryota, Metazoa, Nematoda, Chromadorea, Rhabditida, Strongylidae.
AUUAAAUAAUCACAUGGAAGAAAGAAAGGAACGAUUUGCGGAGAGUGUCAACGUACGUGUCUUGCAAGAAUACAUUAAAAUUAUAAAUUUGCCUAUACGCAUGAAAAAGAACUUUGACGUCCUGAUCGAAGAUAUACAAAGGAUAUUAGGGUACGAUGCGCAGGAUGAUAGGCAUCCCAUGGGGUGGCCACGUCCGUGUGGAAUUGGUUCAAAUACUUUCGCAAUAAGCGUCAAGGCUACAUAUGCAUUUUGGCGUUGGAGCAAACGAUACGUCAAACAGAUUAGAAUAGACUGUGCCGUCGAAAAUCGUGCUAUUUUCUUCUGUUUACUUCUACGUUUGCAAAUUCGUCAGUGUUAUCAAGCCGCACGAAAGAGAGGACCUGAAGUGCGUAUUCGUAGGAAUAAAGUUGAAAUAGUGGGCCUGGGGAUGUACGACCCUGUCAUCCUUGCCCGUCGCCUCAAUUGGAAAGUACCUGGUUGGAACGGGACUCCACUUUCUGAAUUACUGGAUAUGAAAUUGAAGAAAGAAGAAGAAGAGGGAAAGCUUGUAAUCGGUGAAUUACUUUUACCUGGUUUGACCAUUGAAGAACAAAAGGAAUCUGUUGGGGAUGGAAGCGCUGAUAUGGAAGUUGAUGCUUCAAACAAAGAAAUCUCGAAUAAGGAGAAUUAUUCUGAUGUGGUAAAAAAGAAGAGACGUUCUCAAGAGGAUAGUACUAUUCCAAAGAAAUAUAAGAAAGUUGCCUUGUCGAACAAUUCUGACCGCCCAAGCACUAGCAAGAGUUUCUAA